This is a messenger RNA of Exaiptasia diaphana, 1263 nucleotides long. Its product is annotated as signal peptidase complex subunit 3-like. NCBI's taxonomy places the organism in Eukaryota, Metazoa, Cnidaria, Anthozoa, Actiniaria, Aiptasiidae. The record is from RefSeq and is a predicted model, not a curated record. Gene Ontology annotation, cellular component: membrane; signal peptidase complex. Bases 68 to 613 code for a protein of 181 amino acids. Gene Ontology annotation, biological process: protein targeting to ER. The transcript is spliced from 5 exons.
CAGAUCUGAUCGAAUCUAUAACAAAAAGGAAGUUCAUUCUAAAUAUCCUUUGCUGCAAACAGUCAAAAUGAACACAUUUCUUUCCAGAUUGAACACGAUAUUUGCCUUUACAUUAACAGUUUUAGCAGCAUUAACAUUCUUGUGUUUUCUAUCYACCGUGUUUCUUAGCUAUUCGGUCAAAGUCUCUCUAAAGAGCAACAACGCUGAAGUAAAAAAUGUCCAAGAUUUUAGUGUGUCAACAACAAGGAAUGAYCUUGGUGUUUUGUCAUUUGAUCUGAAGGCAGAUUUUACACCACUUUUCAACUGGAACACCAAACAGCUGUUUGUUUAYUUGACUGCUCAGUAUGAAACCAAACAAAAUAAAUUUAACCAAGUUGUUCUUUGGGAUAAGAUUGUUCUUCGAAGUGACAAGAAAUUACAYCUCAGCUACAAUAAUAUGAAUACUAAAUAUUACUUCUUUGAUGAUGGGCAUGGGCUCAGAGGAUUAAAAAAYGUUAGCUUGCACAUGUCAUGGAAUGUAAUUCCAACUGCUGGUCUUCUUCCUCUUGUUAGUGAACAUGGACAAAAACACCUUUUCAACUUCCCAGUUUCCUACACUCCUUACCAGAGAUAAUAACAGCCUUACCAAGAACAUGAUAACUAGACAGAGUACAGGCUGUAUACCUUGAACAACAAAGAAAGAAGUAACUCGUGUCCCAAACACAGAAUUCAACAUUAAGUGCUUUCUGGUUGUUGUUGUUGUUUUUUUUUGUUUGUUUUUUUUUUAAUGUCUAGGCUUUCUACAUAAAAAAUUCCACUUCUGUUGUCUGGACAUUAUUGCAAUAUUUUACUUUGAUUUUAAAACAAACCAAUUAUUAACAAAAAAAAUCAAUAUUAUACAUAGACAACACAGAUAUUAAGACAGCUACUUGGGAAAAUUUUGUAAACUUUAGAGUUUGUAAUCGUGUGGCAUUUUGUCUCUUUGACUAACAUAAACUUGUCCUGGUUGUUAAACAAUCUGGUUUUGAGUUAGCUCUCAUUGUUAGUUCUUCCCUGAAGUUCACUGAUCAAAAUCAAAGUUGUACAAAAUGUUCCUUUUGAAGUGUAGAGAGUUACUAAAAAUAAUUUCAAAAUAUCUUUUUAGCCUGUAGUUCUUGUUUUCAUUUAAUGGUAACUAAGACUAUUAAAAUGUGAGAGAAAUAUUUGUAAAGUGAACGAUUUACAUACAAAUAUACACAAACUAACAAACAAAUGCAGUAAUAAACAAUAUUUAUUUGCUCAGUU